AUGUCAGACACACUACCAAGCUCCAUAAAGUUAGCGGCUCUGUCUUUAGAUUCGGGCAUUCAACCUGCGAGAGCACCCGGGUUGGGCGCCUGGGCUGCGGCCGCGAUGCCCGCAAGCAAGCCGUCGGAGAAACAGACGUCUGACAAGGCCUCGAAGAAGGCACCGCUGCCGCCGCUGAAAGUGAGUGGCUGCUCUGAUGUGACCAUCAGCGGCAUCAUUGCGGGCGAGUAUGUACCAGAUUCCACGAAUCACGGCAAAGUGGUGUACAAGAAGAAGGAAAAGUCACAGGGAAUAGAUGUGCUGAUCUACUUCUGGGAUGAGCGGGACGGCCCCGAACUCUGUGGCUGGUGGUUCGGCCCCAAGGUGGGUGGCGACCAAGUCUGGGCUUACCACCCCAGCUGCACAGCGGGUACGCCCCCGGGCUCACAGUGGAACGUGCCGCACGACGGCCCGAUUGACCAGGCUUUCAAGAUCUCUGCGAUUCGAGCUUCUGCCCGGGAGGGCAGCAGCAAGAGAGCGUCCUCCGAAAAGCCUGCAGCAGAAGUUGCACCAAAGAAGCAGCGCACAGCCGAGGUGCAGAAGAAAGAGAAGGUUGAGAAAGCCACGACGCGCAAAGCCAGCCAGUCCAAGAGCAAGAAGCAGGUCACCGUCGAGUCUUCCAGCGAGGAUGAGGAGGAAGAGGAGGAGGAGGAAGAGAAGGAGGAAAAGGAGGAUAAGGCUUCGGAGAAGGCUUCAGAGAAGGAUGAAGACGAAGACGAAGACGAGGAGGACGAAGAUGAAGAAGAAGAGGAGGAGGAGAAGGAAGAGAAACCCAAGUCCAGAAAGAAGGAGACAACAUCACGUAGCAAGGCAAAGAAGGUAGAGGAGGAGGACGAAGAUGAGAAAGAAGAGAAGGACGAUGACGAUGACGAGGAAGAAGAGGAAGACGAGGAGGACGAAGAGGAGGAAGACGACAAGCCGAAGUCAAAGAAGGACAGCAAGCGGAGCUCGCGAUCAGAAGCCAAAGAGAGUGACAAGAAGCCGGCCGAGUCCGCAGGCAACUACUUCGUCACGGCCUACAACAAGCGCCGAGAGGAACGUGCCAAGGCUGAGGAGGAGAAGAAGAAGAAGGCCCCAGAGAAGGAGUCUAGAAUCGCCAACGGCACGGCCACGGCAAAGGAGAAGUCCGCCAAGGACGAUGAGGCCGACGAGGACGAGGUGCGCAUGCUGGAGGAGCUGCGAAAGCGUGCGGAAGAGCGGAAGAAGAAGAUGGAGGACCUCAAGAAGAAGGAGGAGGAGCUCAAGAAGAAGGCAGCUCCCAAAGAGGACAGCAAGCCAGAAGCCAAGGUGAAGGAGUCCAAGGAGAAGCGGAAGAAGUCCGAGGCUCCGGCCGAGAGCCCCGAGGCGGAGCGCUCCCGCUCCCGCCCAAGGAAGGGCCGCGAGGACCGAGACCGUGAGGAUCGGGGGCGUGAUCGCCGCGGAGAGGGCCGCAAGCGCAAUCGCUCCGAGGACCGGAGAAAGGAGAGCGAGCCCCGAAGGGGCCGAGAGGACCGCGAUGACCGAGGUCGCGAUCGGCGCGGAGAUCGGAGGGGUCGGGACCGGUCGGAGGACCGUCGCCGGGACGACCGCGGCCGCGAUCGCCGUGGCGAUCGUCGGGGUCGGGAUCGUUCCGAGGACAGGCGACGUGACGACCGGGGCCGCGACAGGCGAGGGGACCACCGCGGCCGAGAUCGAUCGGAGGAUGCCAAGGACCGGCGAAAGGCAGACAGCCCGGACAAGCGGAAGGGCCGAGAGGAGAAGGACGAUAGUGAGCCACGUGGACGUCAGCGCGAGCCGUCCGAGGACGAGGAAGAUGAGCGACAAGAGAAGAAACGUCGCCAGGAAGAGGAGGAGAAGAGCAAGGCGGAAGCUGACAGGAAAGCCGCCGAGAGAGAAAAGGAGGCAAAAGAGGCCGAAGCCGCCGAGGAAAAGCGCAAGAUGGAGGAGGAUCAGAAGAGAGAUGAUGCCAGGCGUCGGACGGCAGACCGUUCCGAUGAGCCAAAGCGCUCACUCUCCGAGGAGAAGAGGCGGAAGGAGCAAGAGAUGAGGCUUCGGGAGGAGGAGCUUCAAAAACGGCGCGAGAAGAAGCGAGCGCAGGAGCAGGAGGAGAAGAGCAAGUAUGAUGCAGACAGGAAAGAUCGGCACAAGGACCACGACAAGGAGGAUAAGGAGGAUCCCAAGCAGAAGGAAGAAGACACCAAAAAGCGGCUGGAGCAAGAAGCCAAAGUUCUCCGUGAACAGCAGGCCAUGCUCAAUGUCCUGAGGGUGCUGCAGAAGCUGUCAAAUUCGACACCUGACACCUUCGAGACCCUGAAGAAAGAACUGGAGGAGGUUCUGCGAACGGACCUUCCGGAGACGGGCGAGCAACAGACGGUUCUCAAGGCGGAAGCUGACCGCGUUUUGGAGUAUGCGAAGCUUUAUGUUGCUGAGGUUUCAGGCAAGAAGCCUGGCUCCUGA
Messenger RNA from Symbiodinium sp. CCMP2592, 2475 nucleotides. NCBI's taxonomy places the organism in Eukaryota, Dinophyceae, Suessiales, Symbiodiniaceae. The record is from the annotation of a GenBank genome assembly.